Molecule: messenger RNA, 5896 nt
Organism: Colias croceus (clouded yellow)
Lineage: Eukaryota; Metazoa; Arthropoda; Insecta; Lepidoptera; Pieridae
Gene: Cdk12
Product: cyclin-dependent kinase 12
Exons: 19
Coding region: 320-3538 (1072 amino acids)
Biological process (GO): transcription elongation by RNA polymerase II; positive regulation of transcription elongation by RNA polymerase II; protein phosphorylation
Cellular component (GO): nucleus; cyclin/CDK positive transcription elongation factor complex
Molecular function (GO): cyclin-dependent protein serine/threonine kinase activity; ATP binding; cyclin binding
Source: RefSeq, a predicted model, not a curated record
UGAAAUGCAAAAGCAAAUGGCUGACCAGAAAUCGACAUUCUUGAAUCCGUAAUAAAAUAAUCCGAUGUUAUUACAUGAAUAAUGCGCUUUUUAUGAUCAUGAUUAGCAAAAUAAAGCUCAUAAAGCUUUAAAGAAUUAGAAUACAAUAAUAUUGGCUGCAUAAAAUAGCCAUAAUUUAAAGAACUAAAGUCCUGCCUAAACCAAUUUAGUCCUAGUAUUUUUGCAAAUCAAAAUCGUGCUUCCCAUGGACCCACGUCCGUUUAUUUUUGAGUUGAUGUAGAUAAAACUGGCAGACACCGUGGAGCUGCCGUCGUCCAGCAUGGAGCGGAGCCACGACAAGCGACAUAGCAAGCACCACAAGGAGAAACAUAAGAAACAUUCGCACAAGAAGCACAGGAGUCAUUCCAGCGGUACACACGAUCAAUCUUAUGCUACUAGUAACUCAGUUAAACCCCUGGUGGAGUAUUCCGAUGUGAGCUCCGAGGAUCUGUCGGCCCCGGAGGCCGGCGAGAUCGAGAGCGAGGCUAGUUCGAUCGGAAGGCACAUUGCCGACGACCUAGAUAGAACCAGGAAAUCCCACUCGGUCCGCACGUUUCUCGACAACAAGAUCUCGGUCACGACCACGAGCCGUCGGGCUGCGGACGAAUACGCUCUCAUCCGUGAUUCUUCUUCAGCAGCGAGGAAGAAGCGCGACCUGGACUACGACGAUGAGCUGGAGUUCGAUCGUUACAAGAAGAAGGGGAAAAGAAAGAAGGACAAGAAGAAGAAAAAGAAGAGGUCCAAACAUCGAUCGAAGUCCGCAAGCUUAGAGAGCGUGUCGCCAGACGAUCGCUUGCUGACCGAGACCGCUAGGCCGCCGACGCCGCAGCGGUACACACAAGUGCCUAUAAGCGAAUGGGAGAAACCGUCCUCACCGCUCCAUAAUGGUUCAUGUUCUCCUGUCUCCCCUACGACCCCGCCAAUAUUGCGGGACAGACAUGACAUAUCACCGAGGCAUAGGAUUGAUCAUCAUGAACCACACAACUUAUUACCAUAUUCUCCACUACGUGAGAGAUCUCCAUUAAUCAGUAUUGACUUAUGCACAAGCAGAAGGCGGCAGAAGUCUUCCACACCGCACACACCAUCCAUUCCACCAUACCAUGAUACUGUGACUAUAGAUUCUGAUAACGAGGAAUAUGAGAGCCGUCGUAGGGAAUACUGGCAUGAGCAGCACAGGCUGGCUAACGAAGUUAUGGUUAUUUCAGACUCGCCGGUGCACGAGUCGCGCAGCCGCGAGUUCAGCCCGCGGCGGCACCGCAAGCGCAGCCCGCACCGCCGCCGCAGCCGCGAGCGGGAGCGACACCGGGACCAUCGCCUGCACCACCGGUCGGACAGCCGCAGUUCGCUCAAGCGUCGCCGUUCAGCGUCACGCACUAAGCGACGCUCGUCAUCUCCGCCGCGACACCGAACCAAGCAUAAGGAGCCCAGUCGGGAUCGGCACAGAAGCAGGCACGACUCGCCGAGCCCGCCGACUAACGUUCUGCAGCGUAGGAUAGACUUCAAGGAGAAGAUCAGCGAUACCAGUCUGUUUGCUGAACUGGUCAAGGACAAGCAUAAGAGAGCUAAGAAACUGCAAGAGAUUCUGAACCAAAAGGAGGAAGAGUCUCAGGGUGCGAUGUCGAGCACGGCGUCCAUCAACAACGCGGACAUUCUGACGAUAGACGAACUAUCCAAUGCAACGGCUGAUAGUUCUACGCAGGCGUCCAAAGAGAACGGUGACACGCACCCCAAGGGCCAGGACGUGGUGGACAUUCCGAUGCCGCUCGCUGAAGACUCCCAACCCCAACCUCCAGCACCACCACCACAGGAACCACCACCAGAACCUCCGCAGCCACCAGACGAGCCUGUGACGGCUAAUGGGGAUGCGGAGACUAAUGGGGAAGAGCCAACAUCCACACCACCGAUCACCAACACAGUGGCCAAGGGUGGUAGCGUAGUGGAAAGUGUGCUCCUCAAUAGUCAGCAACCACCGCUCCCUAAGCCCAAGAGCCUCACAAAACUGCCUAUGCCGCCUAAUACUCAGGUAGAAGACAUUAAAACUCUAGCCAACGAGAGUCCACUGAGCACUCCAUCGCCCAGUCCCGUGAAAAAACCAGAAAAGCCCAAGAAAACUGGCAUCAUGAACUUGCCUAUGCCACCUGUGAUACCGGGUUCAGAGGAACUAAGUGGGGAUGAAGUGGAGGGUUCAACACCACCGCCCGUGUCCCAUUCGGAUAGAUACUCGCAUGUGUUCACCAGGAAAAAGGACAGUAAUAGUGGUGCAAAAUUAAAAAGGCCUCGCAUAUUAAAACGUCGCGGCUCGAAAGUGGUGCCCGUGGUCACCGCUACGCAUCACGCGAAAGACUGGGGAGAGAAGUGUGUUGAUGGCUUCCAGGUGAUAACCCAAAUCGGUGAAGGCACGUACGGGCAAGUGUACAAAGCUCGCGAUAAGAACACGGGCCAGCUUGUCGCACUCAAGAAGGUUCGACUGGAAAACGAGAAGGAGGGCUUCCCGAUCACUGCGGUGAGAGAGAUCAAGAUUCUGCGGCAGCUGAAUCACAAGAAUAUCGUUAAUUUGAGAGAGAUUGUCACGGAUAAGCAGGAUGCUAUGGACUUUAGGAAGGAUAAAGGCUCGUUCUACCUAGUCUUUGAGUACAUGGACCACGAUCUCAUGGGCUUGCUGGAGUCCAAAAUGGUGGACUUUACGGAGUCGCACAAUGCGUCCAUCAUGAGGCAGCUCCUCGACGGCCUGGCAUACUGUCACCGCAAGAACUUUCUUCAUCGAGACAUCAAGUGCAGUAAUAUAUUGAUGAAUAAUAAGGGUGAAGUGAAAUUAGGUGACUUUGGUCUCGCGCGGCUGUGGUCCGCUGAGGACCGCCAACGGCCCUACACUAACAAGGUAAUCACGUUGUGGUACCGACCGCCGGAAUUACUUUUGGGUGAGGAGCGCUACGGGCCCGCGGUGGACGUGUGGUCGAUGGGCUGCAUACUGGGGGAGCUGUUCCUUAAGCACCCGCUGUUUCAGGCGAACAUGGAAAUGAUGCAGCUGGAGAUGAUAUCCCGUGUCUGCGGCACCCCUGUCCCAGGUGUAUGGCCGAACGUAGUCAACUUGCCCCUGUGGCACACUCUGCGUCCCAAGCGCUUCCACAAGCGCUGUGUGCGGGAACACUUUGCGUUCAUGCCGGCCCCAGCGCUGCACCUGUUGGACAGGAUGCUGGAGCUGGACCCGGAUAGACGGAUCACGGCUGAGGAGGCGCUGAAGAGCCAGUGGUUGAAGAGCGUGGUGCCGGACCAAAUGCCAGCACCAGAAUUGCCAACCUGGCAGGAUUGCCACGAGCUCUGGUCGAAACAACGGCGCCGCCAACAGCGCGAGCAAGAGCAGGGCAAGCCCAAGGGCUAUAACGCAGACGACAAAGACUUCAAACAGAACGAAUCCUCCAACCAAUCGGACUCGAGCUUUAAAAGUGACUUCAAAGAGUUCAAACCCGACCCCCCGCAAGAGACUGGUCAAGUGAAAUAGUAUUUGGAGUAUUACUAUUACGGCUAUUACCGGUAGUGUUCAAGUGCCGCGCCUCUAUGAGGAACAGAAAAGUGGUCCAAUGGAUUUGAAGUGAUAGUUUUGCCAGUACUGUGGAAUAAAGUGAUAUUGCCAGAUAUAAAACAAUUAUUUUGGGCGUGAGUACUGUGUAUGGUGUUUUUGAGAUGUUGUUAUGUGGAUGCUACAAAUUCUGCCAAUAAUUAGAAAUCAUAUUAGGAGCUAUAUGUAAAUUACUGAUGUGUAAUAAUCAUGUAUAGAAUGAUGCUUUAUCAUAUUGCAAUAAAUAGAUGUUCUAUAAAUAAAAAAAAAAUGCUCAUUUAGCGUUUAUAUCUGAAUAUGCGGCAUGUUUUAAUAAUAUGUUCCUAAUAAUGGUACGGUAUUGGAGCCUGUUGAGUUGGUUUGUUGCAAAAGUGAAUUUUAGAGGAUAAAUGUGGAUGAAGUGAUAUUUAGUGAAAAAUGGACAUAGCACUGAUAAAAAAUUGAACUAGUAGUAAAAAUUGAAGUGAAUCAAAUAAGUACACAGAGACAUUUAAAUGAUUUGUAAAAUUGCUUUUAUGCACAUAAAAAGUAAGUUAUAAACCAAAGCAUCGAGCAUUGCGCUUGUUACCUGCAAGGAUUUAUUAUAAUUAUUAUCUAAGUGUAUAUAACGGUGUAAAUAUAGUGUAGCCUGUAUUUAGUGUUAUGAACAACUUGUUAGUGAUGCAAUAAUAUGUUGACGUGUUAGAUAAAUUCAAUAAAAUCAUUUUAAAUUAGCCCCUUGUUGGUCCAAUUGUGUUGGUUAUAUUUUGGUGAUGGUGCCAAGAGACAGUAUUUGAAAAUGCUUCUGCUAUUAGAGAAUUAUCGACUACAUAAUAUAUUUUAAACAGAAUUUAACUUAUUCCAGUACAAGAACAUCACAAAAUGUAGUUUCAGAGUCUGUGAUCUUUGAUUACUUUGCACAAUUGACAAUUCUUGCUUUAGGAUUUGAGAAUCAAUUGGUAACUACAGAACCAAGCUAGUGAAAAUAUAUUACGAUUGUUGAAAAUUGUUUUUUUUAAACAGGUAAAUAUUUUUUUGUUUACUAUUAGGUAAUUAUUUUUUUGUAAAUAUUUGUUUUCGGUUUUUUUUAAAGGCAUGUUAAAUUUUAUUAAAUUAAAUUACUUUUUCAAAAAUCCUGUAGGUAGUAGUUUUCCAGAUUUUAUUCAGGCAUACUAAUAGUACCAAAGGUGUAUCUGUCUUUUUAACGUAAUUAAAUAUUUACAGUGCCACAAACUUAACUGACCCGGUGACGGUGUCACUGAUGUCGAUUUUUGUGCCGCUAAAUAGUAAUUCCUCGGAUGCAAGGGUUAAAAUAAUGUCAUUGCCAAUGGUGUAAAUUAACAUUAAUAAGUAACUUUUUAUUUAUGCAAAAUAUUUCGUAUGAAAAGUCUGUGAAAAUGUGACAUUUCAAAAUAGCGACACAUAGUUCCAGUUUUUGCCACCGGGUCAGUUCAGUUUGUGGCACUGUAAGGAUUCAUAGAUGAGUCAUGAAUUGUCAAUUAUGUGACAAUAUUUUGCAUUUAAUUAUUUUUAAUAAUUUGUAUAACAGUUAACACAUAAGUAUAAUGUAACAAAAAUCCAUUCAUCUUAUGUUCAUAUACACAUUCUCAAUAAAAUGUACAUUGUAUUAAAAGUAGUAGUUAAAUUGAUAAAAAUAUUUUAUGAAUAGUGAAAUUGGCUUUGUCAAAGUCACAAAUAGAAUUUAUUACAGGGAUAUGUUACUGCAUUAUAAUUUUAAAGUAUUUAAAUUUUUAACUGCAUUCAUAAGGGGUGUUGAGCAGAGCUUGGCACUUUCCUAUUAACAUUGAAUAACUGCAGAUUGUAAAAUGUAGAAGUGUGAACAAAAUAGAUAUUGUGGAAUCCAAAGCAAUAAGUCAUAUAUAUGUGUAGAUUUGUGUUCGUCGGAUUCCACAAGUUUAGUUUUAUUCACGUUAUUCCAUAACCAAAAUAUAUAUGUGGCCUUGUCAUAGAUCUUAAAGUUCAAGCAUUGCCUUAGGUUUUACAGCGAAGUAAAGACCUGCUAGUUUUAUAUGUAAAAAAGACUAAUUGUACAGCCGAACGUAUCGGAACAUGUAACAUAUUAAUUUGGACAAUCGAAUAAUCCAGAGUUUAGGCGAACGACAAUGAAGUUGUAUUUAUUAGUUGGAUGUAGGUGUAUAUUUGAAAUGUUCCUUGAAACUCGUAGCCACAAUUUUAUGCAAUAUAUUUAUUUGUGUGCAGGUAAGACUGAUGUCCCCGUAACUCUGGAUUGUUGUUAAUAUAUUAUAAUGCAAUUGUAUAAAUGUACCUACCUUUUAUAAAAUAAAAUACAUUGAAGCGAAA